Molecule: messenger RNA, 1512 nt
Organism: Anarrhichthys ocellatus (wolf-eel)
Lineage: Eukaryota; Metazoa; Chordata; Actinopteri; Perciformes; Anarhichadidae
Product: glycine N-acyltransferase-like protein 3
Cellular component (GO): mitochondrion
Molecular function (GO): glycine N-acyltransferase activity
Source: RefSeq, a predicted model, not a curated record
AUGCAAAACUUUUUGUACACUCUGUACGGCUUCAUUGAUCCUCCGGACUGGAAAGAAGUGACCAUGGAACUGACCGGAGAGCAGCUGAAAAUGACUGAGACCCAUCUGGAAAGAUAUUUACCUCGGUCACAACAGGUUUUUCAUGGUUGUCUGGUCCUCAUAAACAGAGUCAGAUCAGACCCUGUGAGGGUCUUUGCGGACAGAUGCCCAGAGUUCAAUGUCCUUGUCUGCAAAUCCCAAUAUGGGCAGAAGGGUGAUCUCUUGAAGGACAUAAUGGUUUUUACAAAGGAUGAAUCUAUUCUAGAGGCAACCAUGAGGAAGUCCUCCGUUAUUGACUGGACCCGGUACCUUUGCCUUGGAAUCAAUCUUCGCCACAUGGAGAUAGUCAAGGCAGUGGCAUCAGAAAAAGGCGUGUCCAGCAGGUCAGUGUGUCACCUGAUGAUACUGGAGGACGUAUCCAACCUGCCCUCUCUAGACAGCUCAGGGAUCUCACUAAGCUCUCUGGAUGAAUCACACGUUGGCUUGGUGAAUCAGACAUGGAAGUUUGGAAAGAACGAGGACGCCGUCAGGAUGAUCUGGAACAUGCUCGCAAACUUCCCCUCCUGCGGCGUGCUGGACGCAGAAGGAAAGCCCGCAUCCUGGAUCCUGACCUACGCGUCGUGUGCGAUGGGCAUGUUGUACACUCUGCCAGAGCACAGAGGGAAAGGCUACGCCAAAGUCCUGAUCAGCGUCAUGGCCAAGAGACUCCACACUGAGGGGUACCCAGUGUACGGCUUCGUAGAGGAGGAGAACGAGGUCUCCCACAGGCUCUUUAAAAGCCUGGGCUUUGUUGAGGACCCCUCAUACAGGGAAGCCUGGUUUGAAUUCAAUGAUUUUUAAAUACCUCAAACAAGGCCUCUAAAAUGAUAAGUUGCUCCCGGUGUAGAAAAGGGGAAAGAAAUUAGGGUUUAGGGUUGUAUCCUCCUACUGCAUGGGAGCUUGUUAUAUUUUCACUUCAGGUUCAGUUGCCUUAAACUGAAGUGACCUGCGCUUCAUGGACAUUCCCUUGCAGACCUCCCUUCAAACAUCUCAUCUCUUUUGCUCAAAAGCACUUGAUGCAUGACUGGAUCUGAAAUGAAAAUUUAAAAAAUCUUAAUGUCAAUUGUGUACAUAUUUAUUACUUUAUGAUUAAAAAAAAACAUAUUAAUGGACAAUUAUGUUCUCAUGUAAAUACUGCAUCACUACAUAACCUGUUUACUUUACAGUUGAUACAUUCUACUAUUACUAACCAGGCUAUUUUAUUCAUCUAUCUUAGCUGCUGCACCACUUCAUUUCUUAGAUUCUACUUAGAUUUGUUGUUUUUUGGCGUGAUUUGUCUCUAUAGCUAUCUUUGUCUAUUAUUAUCUGUAAGAGCACAGUUGGAGGGAGCAUGAGAUCUAAGACGUUCAUUGUCAACGACUGCCUCUCUGUAACUGUUAAUAGUAUAUAAACAGUUUUUAUUGUUAUACAUGUUAUAACAGUAAAAGAUCAGGA